GUGCCUAUACACACACACACACAUAUCUUCUCCGUCUCCUUCCCUGGUAUAUUCAAACCAGAAGAAGAAGAAGAAGAAGAAGAAGAAAUGGGGGUUUUACAGUGGUUGCUGACUUGUAUUUCUUCGGCUUCAGCAGCCAUGACGGUGGUGGCAAUGGUGGUGGGAGUGGUGCGCUAUUUGUACGGGCCAUAUUGGGGAGUGAGGAAGGUUCCUGGCCCACCAGCCGUUCCACUCCUGGGACAUCUUCCAUUGCUGGCCAAGUAUGGUCCUGAUCUCUUCUCUCUACUCGCCAAGCAGUAUGGCCCAAUCUACAGAUUUCAUAUGGGAAGACAACCACUGAUAAUUAUAGCAGACCCAGAGCUGUGUAGAGAGGCCGGCAUCAAAAAAUUCAAGGAUAUUCGAAACAGAAGCAUUCCUUCUCCUAUCUCGGCUUCCCCUCUUCACCAAAAGGGUCUCUUUUUCACCAAGGAUUCGAGAUGGACGAUCAUGAGAAACACGAUACUGUCAGUGUACCAGCCAUCACACUUGGCCAACUUAGUGCCCAUGAUGCAAUCGUAUAUAGAAUCUGCAACUCAGAAUCUUGAUUCCAGCAAAGAAGACAUGAGCUUCUCUAAUCUCUCCCUCCGGUUGGCUUCUGAUGUAAUUGGGGAGGCGGCUUUUGGUGUCAACUUUGGACUAUCAAAGCCUCAUUUAGUGUGUGAUUCAAUGAAGAGUGUUAGCGUUACAAGUGAUUGUGAUGGGGUGUCAGAUUUCAUCAACAAACACAUAUACUCCACCACGCAGCUCAAGAUGGACUUGUCCGGUUCCUUCUCCAUCAUACUUGGUCUUCUCGUCCCCGCCCUCCAAGAGCCAUGCAGGCAGAUUUUGAAGAGAAUUCCAGGAACUAUGGAUUGGAAGAUCGAUCGUACCAACAAGACUUUGAGCGGCCGCCUUGAUGAGAUCGUGGAGAAGAGAAUUAACAACAGGGACCCGAGUUCUAAGGAUUUCUUGUCGCUCAUAUUGAAUGCCAGAGAAUCAAAAUCAGUACCAGACAAUAUUUUUACCCCAGAUUAUGUCAGUGCUGUCACAUACGAGCACCUUCUUGCUGGCUCGGCGACCACAUCUUUUACUCUGUCUUCCAUUGUGUACUUGGUUGCUGAACAUCCGGAAGUAGAGAAAAAUUUGCUGGCAGAGAUCGAUGCAUUUGGCCCGCCUCAUAAAAAACCCACUGCUAAUGAUCUCCAUGACAAAUUUCCUUAUCUUGAUCAGGUGGUUAAAGAGGCAAUGAGGUACUACACUGUCUCCCCGCUUGUUGCAAGAGAGACAACAAAUAAAGUAGAAAUAGGAGGUUACCUUCUCCCUAAGGGGACAUGGGUGUGGUUAGCACUAGGAGUUCUAGCUAAAGAUCCAAGAAACUUUCCGGAGCCAGAAAAGUUUAAACCUGAGAGGUUUGACCCAAAAUGUGAAGAAUCCAAACGAAGGCAUCCUUAUGCAUUCAUACCAUUUGGAAUUGGUCCUCGGGCCUGCAUUGGCCAGAAAUUUUCCAUACAAGAGAUCAAGCUUACCCUCAUUCAUUUAUACCGCAACUAUGUCUUUCGUCACUCUCCAGACAUGGAAAAACCCGUACAACUUGACUAUGGCAUCGUUCUUAACUUCAAGAAUGGUGUGAAGCUCAGGGCCGUUAAGAGAACACAGUGACGCCGCAUACUAUAUUGCCUAAAAUUUCUAUAUAGUGUAAUACACCAAUAUAGCUAGCCGAUGGUGAAUUGUAUCAUUAAAUAUUAGUCAGGUGAGUCAGGCGCCGUUGCUCCCAAAGUAAAUAAUUAUCUUUCUAGCGUCUUCGGAUGCAAAUUCUUAAAAAAAUGCUAUAAAAUAUUAUCUUCAAGCACUUCUUGUUAUUCGGA
Neltuma alba is the source of this 1883-nucleotide messenger RNA. RefSeq names its product cytochrome P450 711A1. The coding region runs from base 88 to 1677 and encodes 529 amino acids. The transcript is spliced from 5 exons. Gene Ontology annotation, molecular function: iron ion binding; monooxygenase activity; heme binding. The record is from RefSeq and is a predicted model, not a curated record. Lineage: Eukaryota; Viridiplantae; Streptophyta; Magnoliopsida; Fabales; Fabaceae.